UUAAAUUUAUAUAUUAUAGCACUAAGUACAAAAAAAUAUACAAAACGCACACAAAAUGGCUUUCAAGAUUGUUGUUUUGUUCGCAAUGAUUGCCUUUGCACACGCUGGUGUUAUUGCACCAUACGGAUAUGGUCCUGCCCCACUUGCAGUCGCACAUGCUCCAGCUGUUGCUAAAGUUGCCGUUGCCGCUGAAGAUUACGAUCCAAAUCCACAAUACAGUUACCAAUACUCAAUUGCCGAUGCUCUAACUGGAGAUCAAAAAUCACAAUCUGAAUCACGAAGUGGAGAUACCGUACAAGGUCAAUACAGUUUGGUCGAACCAGACGGUACUCGUCGUAUUGUCGAUUAUACCGCUGAUCCAGUCAAUGGAUUCAACGCUGUUGUUCAACGCGAACCAGCCGUACAAAAAGCUGUUGUAGCUGCACCAGCUAUUGCUAAAAUUCACGCUCCAUUAGGCUAUGCAGCACCAGCUUAUGGUAAAGCCAUCUACGGUUAAGCACCAGUCUCAUCCAAUUUUAUUAAGUCAUCAAUCAAGUCAUCAGGAUAAUACGUUUGUGAUUGCGAGUACUUUUUAUUUGUAAAUAUUAUAACGCUUGGAAAAUUUUCUUGAACCACAUGGGGUAUUUUUCUAAGAUUAUAUUGUGGGCAUAAAAUUUUCCAAAGUGUAUAUUCGUGUCUAUAAUAAUCUAGUUUAAUUUGUAAUUUUAAGAUAUUUAUUUAUUGAAUCGCCAUAUUAUAAUUUUUUUAUAUCGUCUAUUAUGCAAAAAAAAAUAAACAUCACCUUUUUCCAUUGCAUGCAUUUUUAUGCACAUAA
This is a messenger RNA of Chrysoperla carnea, 814 nucleotides long. Its product is annotated as larval cuticle protein A3A-like. The record is from RefSeq and is a predicted model, not a curated record. The transcript is spliced from 2 exons. The coding region runs from base 56 to 496 and encodes 146 amino acids. Lineage: Eukaryota; Metazoa; Arthropoda; Insecta; Neuroptera; Chrysopidae. Gene Ontology annotation, cellular component: extracellular matrix.